This is a messenger RNA of Botrytis deweyae, 204 nucleotides long. RefSeq lists its product as uncharacterized. Bases 1 to 204 code for a protein of 67 amino acids. The record is from RefSeq and is a predicted model, not a curated record. The transcript has 2 exons. Lineage: Eukaryota; Fungi; Ascomycota; Leotiomycetes; Helotiales; Sclerotiniaceae.
AUGCGUAUGUAUAUCGGAAUCUUUGCAAAUGCCGGUACUGGUUUCCAACUAUUGACUCCUGACCGUUGGAUGGAGCUCGAGGGCAAGGAAAGACAGCCAAGCCGGUUGGCUGCUGCAUUGACCUUGGAACCCUGGUUCAAGGUAAAGCGAAGCAAAGUCCAUACAAGUCUUCCCAGUAAGAUCCACUGCAUCAAUAAGAUUUAA